GUGGGCGCAGGGGGCAGGGAGGGGGCCGAGGUGCGGAGGCAGGGGAGAAUGCGCCUCUCCAAAACCCUGGUCGACAUGGACAUGGCGGACUACAGUGCAGCGCUGGACCCGGCCUACACCACCCUGGAAUUUGAGAACGUUCAGGUGUUGGCGAUGGCCAAUGAUACGUCGCCAUCGGAAGGUGCCAACCUCAACGCGCCCAACAGCCUGGGUGUCAGUGCCCUGUGUGCCAUCUGCGGGGACCGGGCCACAGGCAAGCACUACGGUGCCUCGAGCUGUGAUGGCUGCAAAGGCUUCUUCCGGAGGAGCGUGAGGAAGAACCACAUGUACUCUUGCAGAUUCAGCCGACAGUGCGUAGUGGACAAAGACAAGAGGAACCAGUGCCGCUACUGCAGGCUCAAGAAGUGCUUCCGGGCUGGCAUGAAGAAGGAAGCUGUCCAGAAUGAGCGGGACCGAAUCAGCACACGGAGGUCCAGCUACGAGGACAGCAGCCUGCCCUCCAUCAACGCGCUCCUGCAGGCAGAGGUCUUGUCCCAGCAGAUCACCUCUCCCGUCUCCGGAAUCAGUGGUGACAUUCGGGCCAAGAAGAUUGCUAACAUUGCAGAUGUGUGCGAGUCCAUGAAGGAGCAGCUGCUGGUACUGGUCGAGUGGGCAAAGUACAUCCCAGCUUUCUGUGAGCUCCCCCUGGAUGACCAGGUGGCCCUGCUCAGAGCCCACGCCGGCGAGCACCUACUGCUGGGAGCCACCAAGCGAUCCAUGGUGUUCAAGGACGUCCUGCUCCUGGGCAAUGACUACAUUGUGCCCCGGCACUGCCCGGAACUGGCGGAGAUGAGCCGAGUGUCCAUUCGCAUCCUGGAUGAGCUGGUGCUGCCCUUUCAAGAGUUGCAGAUCGAUGACAAUGAGUAUGCCUGCCUCAAAGCCAUCAUCUUCUUUGACCCAGAUGCCAAGGGGCUGAGCGACCCAGGCAAGAUCAAGCGGCUGCGCUCGCAGGUCCAGGUGAGCUUGGAGGACUACAUCAAUGACCGCCAGUAUGACUCACGCGGCCGCUUUGGUGAGCUGCUGCUGCUGCUGCCCACAUUGCAGAGUAUCACCUGGCAGAUGAUUGAGCAGAUACAGUUCAUCAAACUCUUCGGCAUGGCCAAGAUCGACAACCUGCUGCAGGAGAUGCUGCUGGGAGGGUCCUCCAGUGAUGCACCUCACGCUCACCACCCGCUGCACCCUCACCUGAUGCAGGAACACAUGGGCACCAACGUCAUUGUUGCCAACACAAUGCCUGCUCACCUCAGCAACGGACAGAUGUGUGAGUGGCCCCGACCCAGGGGGCAGGCAGCCACCCCUGAGACUCCACAACCCUCGCCGCCGGGUGGCUCAGGGUCUGAGCCCUACAAGCUCCUGCCAGGAGCCAUCGCCACAAUCGUCAAGCCCCCCUCUGCCAUCCCCCAGCCGACCAUCACCAAGCAGGAAGUCAUCUAGCAAGCUGCAGGCAUCAGGGGCUCUGCAAGCUCACCCUACCCCCCUCAGGGAAUGCCUGGUGACCACUUGGUCACAGCCAAGGAAGGCGUGACAAGAGGGCCAGCUCCAGAGCAGGAAUGGAAAGGGGGAAGGGCCCAGGAACGUGGGCUGAGAGCCACAUCCCGUUGCUACCCUUGACCCUGUGCUCUGGGUGAUAGGGCUUUGACUUGGGGAGUCAUCGGCUGGAAAGCCCUCUGCUGCCUUGGACAACUUUCCUCAUGUUGAAGCCACUACCUUCACCUUCAUCCAAGCCCUGAACUUCUUCACCCCACAAGGACAGCAGACUGGAGAUGCUAUGGAACCUUGCCUAGGCACAGCUCCCUCUCCUUCCAGUUGGGACUCUGCUCCCCUGGUACUGGUCACGGUGUCCAGUCACAGCCCCGUGAGGCUGGGUCAGGCUGUGACACCUUACUCCUCCCUCUUCUACUACCCCCAUCUCCAAUACCCCUCUUCACCCUCUGCUGUCACCUUCCUCUGCCAUUUUGUCUUUUCCAAAGCCACCUCUCUGGAGGCUGAGGAAGACAUGGAAGCCAUUCCCCCAUGCAUCCCGGAAUACUCUACAAGUGCCGACUGGGGCAGGUGGAGGCAGGAGACUGCUGAGCAGGAAGACACCAUUCCUCCUCCUCAGGCUCUGCUACACUUUCCUUCUUCAGGCGUUGGUGUGGGCACUAGAACGAUGGUCCGCAAGGGCUUUGGACAAUGAGAGAGCAGUCCCGGGUUGACAACUGCAACUAGAGUUGGGGGAGAGUGGAACAUGGGGCCUUGAAUGCUAGACUGAGGCCAGGAGUAGGUGAUAAGGGUUACCCCAGGCUGUCAGAAGAUGAAUACAGCGUCCUACAAAGGGUGGAAGGCUGGGAGGGAGCAGCAAGUUCAGAUGGGGCUUAUGAUGUAAUGAGAAUGACAGCAUGGAGAUGGAAAGGAGGGGACGGGGCACCUCCAAGUAGGGAUAGUUCAGGGAGGAAUUAUUUCCAUCCAUUCGCAAGCUCUUCCUCCUUCCUAGGCACUGUCCGAAGCAUCUGACAUCCAGUGUCUGACGGAGUCCUCCCAAUUGCCUAGAGAUUGUUACUGAAGAUGCAAUUGAGUUCUAAGAGGUUAAGUGAUUGUUUUUUUAAAUCUGGAACUCAUACAGAUAGUCAGUGACUGAGUCAGGCCAUGAAUCCAGGUCUCCCCGGAUCAGAAUAGGAGAUCUUAACCACCUAAAAGAACCCCCCAUGUUCGCUGUGAUCCUGCUGAGGGACUUCCCGGUCCUUUACCAGGACCCAAAGGCUCAUUCUUUCUAGAAGCUCUGCCCACUCCCAGGACUAAGAUUGGCCUGAGACUACACUCGAGUCCACUGAAGGUCCCAAAUCCUGUUUGCUGAUGAAUAUGAAGGUGAAUUCAUGACUCUUGACCCCUUUUCUCUCUUUACUCCCCAACUCUGGGAGAAGAACAAUAGGGAUCUGGUUCCUGGGAGACAAACCAAUCUGGCCUGUCAGUCUAUAGAUGGAUGAGGGGCAGGGGAGGAAUUAUAGAGUCUGGCUUUGAGGCUUGCGCUGCAGAUAAUCAUUCAGGGUACAUUCUGGAAACAUUAAACCCCAGGAUAGAGCAACCAGCACCUUUUCCCUACAGAACCUUGAUGGCUUUGGGGAGAUUCUGAAAAAUGCCACUGACCAGUGGGACUAAAAGGGAUGUAUCCUAAAAGUGUAGGAGUGACCAAGUACGACAGUGAGCCGUUGGCCUGGUUACAAGGUUGAUCCUUCCAAGUGGAUAGGGGAACAGUACCCAGCGCCCAGAUAGUCCACCAUUAGUGAUUGUUUCUUGUUGCAAGAAAGAUAUGAAGACGUACUGGGGCCAUGAUUCAGAGGACUCUGUGGCCCAGAGCUGUCAGGAUUGGCCUCCCUGCUCCAGCAAGACAUGUCUCAGACUCCAGGAGAGACCACUCCCUGCACAGAGCAUUCAAGCUUUCUCCAGCCACCCUCACUCCAGUGCUCCAGAAUUCCCAGCCAAAUGGCUCAGACCAGUCUGCAUGAGGCAGGAAAGCGGGAAUCAUUCUGGUCAUUGCAGCCAUUCCCAUUCUUUGUUCUGUCCCUCUGCCACCACUGUUGCCCAAGGCCUCUGUCAUGGGAGCAGAGUUGAGAAAAGAAUUGUCCAUGGGGUAAUGUAAUGGUGGCUUUUAAUGGUACCAGUCUUCUGGGGUAGGGGCUCAAUCCUCUGCCCCUAAUCCAUCCUUUCUGGAGGAGAAAUUCAUUCCACUUUAAUAACUUUAUUGCAAUACAGGAAACACAAAAUAAAGAAAAGUUUACUCUUCUGGUUCUAAGUUGAGGAUACUACAUUGGAAUUCCUUCCUGAAUCGUGACCCUAAAACAUUAAAUCUGAUGUACUAAAUAGGGGUGGUGCAAGGCAAGUAUGGACACUGUCACCAAGACACCUCCUCAGGAAGUUCUCAGGAACUUCCAGGAUCCAUAUAGCUCUCAGGAGAAGAGAGGGCUGCAGCUGGAUGCUCCUCAAUUUCUUACAAUGGCCAAGCCAAUCACCUUUGCUGGAUUUUCUUGUGAUCUGCCCUAAUGAAUUGUGAAAUUCACAUCGAGCGAUUCUGGAAGGUGGACUGCAUUCUAUCGUGAUCUGCCUCUUCC
This is a messenger RNA of Fukomys damarensis (Damara mole-rat), 4124 nucleotides long. RefSeq names its product hepatocyte nuclear factor 4 alpha (gene Hnf4a). Gene Ontology annotation, biological process: positive regulation of transcription by RNA polymerase II; anatomical structure development; cell differentiation. The coding region runs from base 49 to 1473 and encodes 474 amino acids. The transcript is spliced from 10 exons. NCBI's taxonomy places the organism in Eukaryota, Metazoa, Chordata, Mammalia, Rodentia, Bathyergidae. The record is from RefSeq and is a predicted model, not a curated record. Gene Ontology annotation, molecular function: nuclear receptor activity; RNA polymerase II cis-regulatory region sequence-specific DNA binding; zinc ion binding.